AUGGCCCCUAAGAAGAAAUGGUCUAAAGGAAAAGUGAAGGACAAGGCUCAACACGCCACUGUCUUUGACAAGAACCUCAUUGACCGUAUCAACAAGGAGGUUCCCGCCUUCAAGUUUGUUUCUGUCUCUGUCCUUGUCGACCGUAUGAAGAUCAACGGUGCUCUUGCUCGUAUCGCCAUCAAGGACUUGGCCGAGCGUGGUGUUAUUAAUAAGGUGGACCACUCCUCUAAGCAGUACAUUUACACUCGUGUUCCUGCUACCUCUGCCUAA
Molecule: messenger RNA, 270 nt
Organism: Schizosaccharomyces cryophilus OY26
Lineage: Eukaryota; Fungi; Ascomycota; Schizosaccharomycetes; Schizosaccharomycetales; Schizosaccharomycetaceae
Product: 40S ribosomal protein S25
Exons: 3
Coding region: 1-270 (89 amino acids)
Cellular component (GO): cytosolic small ribosomal subunit
Molecular function (GO): structural constituent of ribosome
Source: RefSeq, a predicted model, not a curated record